This is a messenger RNA of Guyanagaster necrorhizus, 474 nucleotides long. RefSeq lists its product as uncharacterized. Gene Ontology annotation, molecular function: protein binding. The annotation marks the transcript as partial. NCBI's taxonomy places the organism in Eukaryota, Fungi, Basidiomycota, Agaricomycetes, Agaricales, Physalacriaceae. The transcript has 2 exons. The record is from RefSeq and is a predicted model, not a curated record.
GUCGAAAACCGUCUUUUUAAAAUACCUUCGCAUUAUUUCGUGCAGCAUUCCGAGAUAUUCGGUACUACCUUUGACCUACCCCAGGGAAGUCAAAGUCCAGAGGGGCUCAGCGACGAGUUACCUCUGGUGUUGCAUGGAAUCAGUGCCGAAGAUUUUGGGCAUCUCCUAGAGAUCGUAUACCCUCAAAAGGUCCCUCAGGACUAUUCUGCAUUCCGCAAACAGGAGUGGAUCUCAGUGCUAAGGCUGUCUACAAUGUGGCACCUCUCUGACAUUCGCCAGCUGACUAUCAAACAUCUCCAAGAAAUGGUACUGGACCCCGUAGAGCACGUUGUCCUCGCGAAGUCAUACUCUGUUUCCUCGUGGCUCCGUACCGGUUAUCUCGGCCUCGUGAAGCGGACGCAGCCACUUUCAUUAGAGGAGGCUGAAAAGAUCGGGUUCCAAUCAGCUAUACAGAUCUUCCAAGUGCGAGAGGAA